AUGUACUACCCCUCUGACAGCUUGGCUAACACAGUGUCAGAAUUUGGAUUGACGUGCGAGUACAUACGUGAGCGCAAGAAACGCGGAAAGGCAUCGCGGAAGGAUCUUGCCCAACAGCAGGCUGCGACCGCCGCAGGAGGCACUGGUGCGCCGAAGUCAGAGGAUUCCAGCACCCCGCAAUCGUCGGAGAAAGCUACCGAGUCUGUUCACGGCAAUAGUCCCAAGCUUCCUGAAGGCCAACGAUCUCUGCCUGAGCUACCUGGUCGAUCGGCCAGUAUUGCGACAACACGACCCGAGAUGGAUACCGCGUCGAUGUAUCAGAACAGGACGAUGAGCAUGGGCGCAAUCGACACUAUGCCAGAAUCUGAUAUGCAUCAUCAAAUGACCGAGAGCAUGCAAUCCAUGCACCCCAUGCAGCCGCCCCGAUUACAGACUCAAGGGCUGUCUAUGCACAACCCCAUGCCCGAGUACACGUCGAUCGAGGAGUACCACCAGAGCCUUACCUAUCAGUCGCCACUCCAAAUGAUGCAGCCUGGAAUGCAGCCCGUUGUACCUUCGCACGGCCAUGGGAUGGAGUACUCUGAUAGCCCCUACAGUAUGAUGAGCCCACAAAGCGCACAUACACAAGCACCCACGAAUACCUUCAGGAUGCCCGAAGAGGCAUCCAACAUGGGUUACAUGCCUCAAUCACCAGUUGAUGGAUCGCCUGGUUGGAUGCUGCCUUCACCCUCUACAACGAUGUACUCUGGCGCACAACAUCAGAAUCCCUCUCAGCAGUUGAGAUACCCUGUUCUGCAGCCGUUAGUACCACAUCUCGCAAAUGUCAUGCCGAUUUCACUAGCUUGCGACUUACUAGAGCUCUAUUUCCAGAGUUCAUCAACUGCGUUUAUGCAACCAGUCUCCCCUUACGUACUAGGCUACGUCUUCCGAAAGCGCUCUUUCCUCCGCACCAACAACCCCCGCGUGUGCAGUCCAGCACUGCUGGCAAGUAUGCUCUGGAUUGGCUGCUUGACAAGCGAAUCUCCAUAUCUUUCCUCAUCGCCAUCUGCGCGGAGCCAAUUAUCGGAGAAACUCAUCAACCUUACCAUCAGUCUCUUGAAGCCUCUUGUGCAUCAACAUCCAGGUGGUUCCGAUGCCAGUCCGACGGCUUUCAACGGCGUCGGGCCGAUCAAUGGUGUCACCAUGGGUGGUUUUGGUAUGCCCGCACAAGAUUCCGACAUUGGUUUGCCGGGAGCACCAGGAGGCCUUGACGACGUAGCAACCUACAUGCACUUGGCCAUAGUGAUCUCGGCCAGCGAGUACAAGGCUGCAUCACUCCGCUGGUGGAACGCCGCCUGGUCACUGGCUAGGGAGCUUAAACUUGGCAAGGAAGUGCCUGUGACACCGCCUCCGGAGCCGAAUGACGAAGAUGCACCUGGAGACCUUGAUGCGGAACAUAUGGGCGCAGGAUACCCAACCAGUCAACACACAUCCAUGGACUUCACAGAAGAGCAAAGGGAAGAGCGCAGACGUAUAUGGUGGCUGCUGUUCACUGUUGAUCGCCACCUAGCGUUAUGCUACAACCGACCGUUGUCUUUAUUAGACGUCGAAUGUUCGGGCCUGCUGCAGCCACUUGACGAUAACGUAUGGCAAUCUGGCGAAUUCUUCGAGGACUCCGCUCAAUCGUUUUCAGAUUCCACACUUCAUCGACGAUCUCGAGGGCCUGCCUUUGAGUGCACCGGACACUCCAUUUUCGGAUUUUUCCUUCCUUUGAUGACCAUCCUUGGGGAGAUUACCGAUCUAUAUCAUGCGCGCAACCACCCUCGUUUUGGGACGAAGACCGACUGGGAUCACCACGCGCUCGAGAUCAGUCAACAGCUGGUGGUAUAUGGGCAGUCACUCCAAGAGCUACGAAAUCGCGCAGUGAACGAGGCCAACGCUGAACGCGAACCAUCACACCCCGACACACCAUCUGGGCGGUCUGUCAACUCUACUAUGUCCAGGGCGCAAGAGUCAUUGAUGCAUGCUAAGAUUGUGGAGGCGUAUGGUACGCAUCUCAUGCACACGCUUCACAUCCUGCUCAAUGGUAAAUGGGAUCCUAUCUCGCUACUUGAUGACAACGACCUCUGGAUAUCUUCGCAAAGUUUCGUCGAUGCAACCGGUCAUGCGGUAUCAGCCGCCGAAGCAUUGAAUGAGAUUCUGGAAUACGAUCCGGACCUAAGCUUCAUGCCGUUUUUCUUCGGCAUCUACCUCCUGCAAGGAAGUUUCCUGCUACUGCUCAUAGCCGACAAGCUGCAAGGAGAUGCAAGUCCGAACAUCGUGCGAGCAUGCGAAGUGAUAGUCCGCGCGCAUGAAGCAUGCAUCGUCACCCUCAAUACCGAAUAUCAGCGAAAUUUCCGCAAAGUCAUGCGUUCUGCUUUGCAGCAAGUGCGCGGCCGCGGCAUGGACGAACACGCCCAACUUGCGCAACAGCGUCGGCGCGAAAUGUUGAGUCUCUAUCGUUGGAGCGGCGACGGCACAGGGCUCGCACUCUGA
Alternaria ethzedia is the source of this 2514-nucleotide messenger RNA. RefSeq lists its product as uncharacterized. NCBI's taxonomy places the organism in Eukaryota, Fungi, Ascomycota, Dothideomycetes, Pleosporales, Pleosporaceae. Gene Ontology annotation, molecular function: DNA binding; zinc ion binding. The transcript is spliced from 4 exons. The record is from RefSeq and is a predicted model, not a curated record. Gene Ontology annotation, biological process: DNA-templated transcription. The coding region runs from base 1 to 2514 and encodes 837 amino acids.